This is a messenger RNA of Radiomyces spectabilis, 1633 nucleotides long. RefSeq names its product Peroxin 13, N-terminal region-domain-containing protein. Bases 32 to 1285 code for a protein of 417 amino acids. Gene Ontology annotation, cellular component: peroxisomal importomer complex; peroxisomal membrane; peroxisome. The transcript has 3 exons. Gene Ontology annotation, molecular function: protein binding. Gene Ontology annotation, biological process: protein import into peroxisome matrix, docking. The record is from RefSeq and is a predicted model, not a curated record. NCBI's taxonomy places the organism in Eukaryota, Fungi, Mucoromycota, Mucoromycetes, Mucorales, Radiomycetaceae.
AUUUUUCAUCCCAUUCUCCACAUUCAGAAGCAUGCCUUCUCCCCCUAAACCCUGGGAAACCAACAACGGAGGAUCGGCCACAUCAACGACGAGUCCCAUCACUUCUCCUUCAGCAGCAGCCACCACCAUGUCAAGUGAAGCACCUCCCAUUCCCACUCGUUCCAAUGCAACCACUACCGGCGCUUUGGGCACCAUGAAUCGUACUGGAGCUUACGGCACAACAGGUUAUGGCAGUAGCUACGGUGGAUAUGGCACUGGCUACGGCAGCGGCUACGGCAGCUCAUAUGGCGGCUACGGAAGCGGUAUCGGAAGCAGCUACGGCGGCUACGGAGGUUACAGUCGCCUCGGUGGCUAUGGCGGCUAUGGAAGUUACGGCCGUAUGGGCAUGGGCAUGGGCUAUGGCGGCGGUUAUGGUCGCAUGGGCAUGUACGGCAAUCAAAUGGGCGGACCAGGUGAAGAGCCUGGCUUAACACAACGCAUGGAGAUGGGCACCCGAGCGACGUUUGAAGUCAUUGAACAAAUUGUCGGAGCAUUUGGCGGAUUUGCUCAAAUGUUGGAGUCGACGUUUAUGGCGACGCAUUCGAGUUUCAUGGCCAUGGUGGGCGUAGCGGAACAAUUAAGUUAUUUGAAAUCGUACUUGGGUCAAGUUUUCAGUAUCUUUGCCCUCUUUCGGUUGGUGAAACGUCUCAUUUACAAGUUAUCGGGACGAACUCUACCCGGCAAACCUCAAGAGAUGAAUUUGAUGGAGUUCCAAAGUUUUGAGCAAGCAACGGCUGGACCGAAGAUGUCUCGUAAACCUUUAAUGAUCUUCUUACUUAUGGUAGUCGGUCUACCUUACUUGAUGCACAAGUUAAUCAAACUGAUUGCAUCCAGUCAGCAAGUGCAACAACGACAACUACAACAGCAAGCACUCCAGAAUCCUGCCAUGGGAUCCACAACGGCGGCUCAAAUCGAUCCAUCAAAACUCGAAUUUGCACGUGCGCUUUACGAUUUCACCGCAGAAUCGCCAAUGGAAUUAAGCCUUCAAAAGGGUGACAUUGUCGCCAUUUUGUCGAAGAUGGAUCCUGUCACCAACCAGCUCAGCCAAUGGUGGCGCGGCCGAUUGCGAGACGGCAAGAUGGGUAUGUUCCCAGCCACUUACGUAGAAAUCGUUCAAAAAGGAGGUGGAACCGGCGAACCCAAAGCACUCCCUGCUGCCGACGGCGAAUCACUUGUCAACUCGGACAUUGUCGAGAAAUCCAUCGCAGCCGAUAUGACAGCCGCCACUCCCAUUACCUCCUCUUAGAGCAAAACAAGAAUCCACAACGAGAUCUUAAAACGAAAAUUCAACAAUCGAUCCGAAAUACCAAAACAAUUUGAGGAUGCUCUCUUACAAUCGUUCCUACCUUCUUUUUUAUUGUACCUGUCAUAACCAUGGCUUUCCUUUUCUUUUCACCAUUUUUCCCAGCGACCUUUUCUUUUAUUCAUGAUUCCUUUUUUUUUUCUCCGUGAUAUUCUUCUUUUUUUUUUUCUUCGUUUCGAUCCUAAUUGAUUCCCUGUAAUAUAUCUAUUUUUAUUAUUCUGUCUUGCCCAUGCACAAUACAGUUUAAUUGGAAAAUCUGGGUAACAAAAAAAAACUGUUGUCACCGCAUUG